GGGUUGUGCCGUGGCGCAGAUCUUUGUGGGCUAUACUCGGCCUUGUCUCUGGAUGGUAAGUUGGUGGUUGAAGAUAUCCCUCUAGUGGUGUGGGGGCUGUGCUUUGGCAAAGUGGGUGGGGUUCUAUCCUUCCUGUUUGGCCCUGUCCGGGGGUGUCCUCGGAUGGGGCCACAGUGUCUCCUGACCCCUCCUGUCUCAGCCUCCAGUAUUUAUGCUGCAGUAGUUUAUGUGUCGGGGGGCUGGGGUCAGUUUGUUAUAUCUGGAGUACUUCUCCUGUCCUAUUCGGUGUCCUGUGUGAAUUUAAGUGUGCUCUCUCUAAUUCUCUCUUUCUCUCUUUCUUUCUCUCUCUCGGAGGACCUGAGCCCUAGGACCAUGCCUCAGGACUACCUGGCACGAUGACUCCUUGCUGUCCCCAGUCCACCUGGCCGUGCUGCUGCUCCAGUUUCAACUGUUCUGCCUUAUUAUUAUUGGACCAUGCUGGUCAUUUAUGAACAUUUGAACAUCUUGGCCAUGUUCUGUUAUAAUCUCCACCCGGCACAGCCAGAAGAGGACUAGCCACCCCACAUAGCCUGGUUCCUCUCUAGGUUUCUUCCUAGGUUUUGUCCUUUCUAGGGAGUUUUUCCUAGCCAUCGUGCUUCUACACCUGCAUUGCUUGCUGUUUGGGGUUUUAGGCUGGGUUUCUAUACAGCACUUUGAGAUAUCAGCUGAUGUACGAAGGGUUAUAUAAAUAAAUUUGAUUUGAUUUGAUUUCUACUCCUCAUUGAGAGAUGCUUAUCUGUGGUUUCCAUUCACACAACUCAGCAACUAUGGCAACAAAAUGUGGACCAACAAUACCGUUAGUGAGAGCCAUUUUUGCCUCAUUGUCAUUUAAUAAAUGUUGUGUUGUGUGACUGUGUUUCAGUUGUACUGGGGAAGAAUGUCUGGAGUGUGACAUACUCUGAUUGGUGUAUCUGUGCCUUGAAGGGGUGAACAGUGGAGAUGACCUGCUCUUUCAGCUAUCUCAGAGGUCAUAAGGUCACAUCAACCUUCUGGUUCACUAAAAUUGAGACUGAAGAUCUAGGUCAGAACCCAGAGUAUGCAGGUCGUCUGGAGUAUCAUGGAGAUAAGAAGAAAGACUGUACCCUGAGAAUCACAGACCUGAGAGAGAGAGACUACGUAUUGGUUCAGACUAUUAACAGAUCAGGAAGGAGGGACAUUUACUGGCAAUCCUGGAGUCACUCUGUCUGUCACAGAGUGAUAAGUCACCCCACCUACAUCUGGUACAAGAACGGACACAAAGUAAAGGAGGACACUUCCAGCCUGGACUCAGACUCCUUUAGUGAUGCAGACAGUUACUCCUGUGCUGUAAAAGGCCAUGAGGAUCUCCACUCUCCUGCAGUGUAUAAGAAGUGUUGGAGUGUGACUUACACCCAUCAGAAGAUCUGUGCUUUGAAGGGGUCAACAGUGGACAUUUCCUGCUCUUACACAUAUCCCAGUUACCAUGAGAUCAAACAAGCUUUCUGGUUUACUAAAUGGUCUGGUAUGGAGGCUGAAGAUCUGAGCUCAGUGCCAAGAUGUUGUGUUGGAGAUGGAUCCUACAUCUGUGUCAGAGGGGGAGAGAGUCACACUGACAUGUAGAACCAAAUGUACACUGGACCCCAUCACAGUCUACAGUUGGUAUAAGAAUGGACAGUCUCUACCAAACAGCAACACCUCCUCUCCUGUCUAUAUCCUGUUCUCAGUCAGCAGUGAGGAUACAGGCAGAUACUCCUGUUCUGUAGAAGGACAUGAGGAUCUCCCCUCUGAUGAAGAGACUCUCAUUG
This is a messenger RNA of Oncorhynchus masou masou (cherry salmon), 1802 nucleotides long. RefSeq lists its product as uncharacterized. The transcript has 4 exons. The coding region runs from base 979 to 1617 and encodes 212 amino acids. The record is from RefSeq and is a predicted model, not a curated record. NCBI's taxonomy places the organism in Eukaryota, Metazoa, Chordata, Actinopteri, Salmoniformes, Salmonidae.